This is a messenger RNA of Coffea eugenioides, 1134 nucleotides long. RefSeq lists its product as uncharacterized. Bases 1 to 1134 code for a protein of 377 amino acids. The record is from RefSeq and is a predicted model, not a curated record. The transcript has 2 exons. Lineage: Eukaryota; Viridiplantae; Streptophyta; Magnoliopsida; Gentianales; Rubiaceae.
AUGGCUUGCCUUGAUUUUGAUGCUUCGAAAGUGCUAAAGAAGAUGGUCUCAAUGCGCAACGGGGCAAGGUAUCUGGACUUUGUUAUAAAGGAAAGGCGUAAGUAUGUUGAAUGGGUUGACAAGGUGCUGCUCCAACCAGACAAGUCUUUGGCAUUAGAUUAUUUGAGAGUUGCUUUUUAUUUGGACAAUUUUUAUGGAGAUGAGACUCAUAACUGGCUUCAGCAUGCAUUUGCAAGGAGAGUGCAAAGGCUAGAAUUGGACCUGUUUCCAGAUGAUGGCCCGCCUUCUUCUCCAGAAUCAUAUACUUUUGAUUGUGUAUUUCUUCGCUGUAGCAGUGGCAAAUCUCAACCUGGUUACCCUGAAAUCCAUCAUCAUGCACAGAUUGGCUUCAAGUCCCUUAGAGCAUUGAGUUUGAAGAGUCUGAAUGUAACUGUGGAGGUACUAGAAUUUUUCUUUAUCAACUGUCCAUUUCUUGAGCGCCUGGUAGUGGGGGGCUCUUCAGUUUUGAUCAACCUUCGAGUUUGUGGUCCAUCUAUUGCCUUGAAAUAUCUGGAGGUAUGCAGCUGUUUGAGGUUACAAUCCAUUAUUGUCAGCGACACAAAUUUAGUCUCCCUUAAAACUACUGCAGCACAUCAUCUUUUACUUCAGAAUGUCCCCAUGCUUGUGAAUGUAUGGUAUGUCAUUUCUUGGCUUUUUUGCUGCUUGUCACAACUAGAGAUUAUUACUUUACGUGCCAAAGAGCUUCAAGUUUCACAGGAAAAAGGAAUUGUUCAUGAGCUUCCUCAACUUACCAAUCCGAAGGAGUUCGUCUUAAUAGAUUUUGCAUCAAAAGAUGAAAGUUUGAUUGGAUUUACUUCUUUGAUCAGGGCUUCGCCCAGCUUGGAGAAGUUUGUGCUGAAGUUGGAAUCAUGGUGGAAUGAUAUGGUUAGGGGAGAUAGAAAGUUGAAGAAAGCUGCCAGCUUUCCGCUCCAACAUUUGAAAGUGGUUCAGUUACUUGGAUACUAUGGUCGCAGAAGUGAACCACAGCUUGUUGAAUACUUCCUCGAGAAUGCUAUUGUCCUCAUGAUCCGCGUAAAUUCAAUUCGCCCAAAACGCGCAAGGAAAAGAAGCGGGAAAAGAAGUAGGAAAAGUUAG